GUGUGUGCAAAAGAGAGAGAGAGAGAGAGCAUCAAGUCACCAGAACAGCCUCCACCAUCCUCACACUCACUCACACACGGAGACUAUAUCCCUCUGAGAUAAUGGACGGGACAAAGCCUGCCAUGGAGUCCAACGCGGAGGAUACUCAGGACGAGGGACAGGAGAGCAAAGGAUGCUUCGAGUGCUGCAUCAAAUGUCUGGGUGGGGUUCCCUACGCCUCCCUGGUGGCCACCAUCCUUUGCUUCUCCGGCGUGGCUCUGUUCUGCGGCUGCGGCCACGUAGCGCUGACAGGCACGCUGACCAUGCUGGAGAACCACUUCUCCACAGUCACCACCGACCACGCCACGCUGACCAUGGUGAUCCAAAUCUUUCAGUACAUCAUCUACGGCAUCGCCUCCUUCUUCUUCGUCUACGCCAUCAUCCUGCUGGCUGAGGGUUUUUACACCACCAGUGCCAUCAAGAAGGAGCUGCAGAGCGACUUCAAGACCACCGCCUGUGGACGCUGUAUCACUGCCUUUUUCAUGUUCCUGACCUACAUCCUAGCGCUGGCCUUCCUCGCCAUCUUCUGCUUCACGGCGAUCCCUGUGUUCCUCUUCUUCAACAUGUGGAACACCUGCGCUGCCAUGAGGUCACCGGAUUUCUACAACAACAUCACCGGCAUCACCACCACGCUGGAUUCCAUCUGUGUGGAUGUCAGGCAGUAUGGUAUUAUUCCCUGGAACGCCACACCGGGAAAAGCUUGUGGAGCUACACUGGGAGACAUCUGUGACACGAAUGAGUUCUACCUUUCCUACCAUCUCUACAUCGUUGCUUUCGCCGGAGCUGGAGCCACCGCCAUCGCAUUGAUCCACUACUUGAUGAUUCUGGCAGCCAACUGGGCCUAUCUGAGGAGCGCCGUUUCCACACACGAGUACCAGGACAUCAAGACCAAGGACGACCAGGACGUAGAGGCCGAGGCGCGCUCAAAAGACGGCCAGAACUCCUCCUCCUACUCAUAAGGACGAGAGCUCGUCUCCUGCCUUCACCCAUCCCCCGUCCACGCCUCACACUCUCACAACACCCCACACACCCCCCACCCCCCCGUUUCACACAAACCACCUCGGUAAUGUUUGAUAGUCCCGCGGCCUCACGACUCUCCAUCCUCUACCCCUCCAGAGUGCUGAGUCACAGUUGUGGGAGCACGCUCCCCCCACACUGGAGGGGAGGAGCAUAGAGGGUCAGGAGAGGUGACGGGGUCAGACGGAGGCAGAUGUUUCAGAGCAGUGGAGCUCGCCCUGACGCCCGCCAUCCUGCCCGCCAGCCCGCCGGGGUAAGGCUCAUGUACGGGUACAUCAGUUCAGAAGCGUCUGCCCCCUCGCCCCCCCCACCCACCACCUCCCAUCCCUUCGUGCUUUUGGGCGGCGGCUCGUGAACAUGGCCCCCGGCGGUGACGGCCUCGCGCCCUGAGCCAGCACAGCCUCAUGACACAGCCUACAAACACACACACACAUACAUAAAAAAACAUUGUUCGCUGUCAGCGACCACCUUCCUCCAUUUUGUUGGUGUUAUAUACACAUAUAUAUAUAUAUUUAUACUUAUAUAUAUAUAUAUGUAUAAACACUGUUUCAUAUAUAUAUGUAUACAUAUAUAUAUACAUAUGAAUAUAUGGCGUGAAUGUGUAUGAAUCUUGUUGUUGUUUUUAAUACUCUGAAGCGUAUGCCAGGUUCUUUUACGAUCCUUUUCCUUUUAACCUUUUUCUUCUUCAUCUUUAACCUUUUUAUUGCUUAAUGCUUUAUACAUGUUGCACUAUUUAAGAAACUUUACAUUUGAAAAAUACACAAUGAAACCGUGAGGUAGCUUAACCCUUUAACACCUAAGCCUCAAAAUGUCCGUCUGGACUUUUUCUUUUUGCUUAUUUUAACCAGAAAAGGGCCAGAAAAUGUCCUGUGAAUAAGUUAUUUACACAUUAAAAUAGUGUAUUAACAACUGUAGUUGUACACAAACUCAAGAUUUGGCAUGUUAAUAUUGAAAUUUGAACAGUAUAAAAUAUUUAAAACAACAUUUGUUUGAGUCAAUGUCCAAAAACAGGCUAAAAAAGAGAUGUAUAGGCGAUUUUCCAAUGCUCUCCUCUAUGGCGACAAAGCAACAGCGCGAGUGACAUUACCGUAGUAACCACAUGUUGGCUUUGACGUGCAACUUCUCAGCUUUCAGGAACCGUUGGACUUUUUCCGAUAGCACAAACCGCCAUGUAAUUAUGGUAAUGCAAACACGCUGCCUGCGAUACGCUCGGUGUUAAAGGGUUAAGGAUUACGGAGACCAGAGGUGUCACGUUUAAAGGAAUAGUGCAGGGAAAAAUGUACAACAUUCAACAUUUAAUAUCUUUCUAAAUAGAAAAACUAUUCCUCUGGUGGUUAAAAAUGAAAAACGCACACCUCAGGUAUGAAUUUUGAAUCAAAUCCGAUCUUAGCCGAUUUUGUUCUUUCACUUUCUUAAACACCACUGAUUUCGGACACUGUCCUGUGUGUGAAUUCUACAACAUUCUAUGACAUUUUUUCUAGUAUCCACUUGUAAAUAACCAAGUUUACGGUUUAAAAAAAGGAUUUACACACCUCCCAAAGAGGACACAAGUGUUUUGUUUUUUUGCCACGCUCUUCUAUUAUCAGUUUCCCCCCAUGAAUAUAUGUAAAUGUACCCUUUGCGAUGCGUGUUAGCGUUCAAAAUACUAGCUCAGAAUUCGAUAUAAUAAUUGUAAACGUAACAUCUUGGAUGAGAAGGAUCCAGUGCAGUCAUGAUAUGAAUAUGAUGGAGUGAGAUGCUUGUGAUGUGUACAUUUUAAAAAAAAUUGAAGAUUGAUUUUUUUUUAAUGUUUAAUGGGUUUUUAGGCAGCUGAGCUCUUCUCGUGGUUCUGUAUUAGUAACGAUUUUUUUCCCCCCCCUCUUUACUUUUUCCCUUUUUUUUAAUUCUCAAUGUCACGCUUUCUCAUAACGAGCAACAGAUGCUGUUUUUUGGAUGUUUACACUCUGGAUAAAACAAAGUCAGGAAUUUUCAUAAAUUGAUUUUAUAAUCAAAUAUUCUUUACAAAUCAUAAAAGUAUAUUCUAUAUGGGUCAUCACUGGUUAGUUUACCCUUACAAAAAAAGAAAGAAAAAAAAGCCUGAAGAAGAGUAGUUUUCUUUUCUUUUUUUAACUUUGAUGAGAUGAAGCAUGUCAGUAUCGUCCAUGUGUGCAGCUGUCUAUUCUGUAUAAAAAAGAAAAAAAAGGACUAUAUUGCCAUGUGUGUUAUGUUGGAUAAAUAUACGUGCUUUUUUGCCGCCGGGUUGAUGUAAAACGGCAAACUUCAAUUUCCUAUAAGACAAUACUACGUGUCAGGGUGUUGUUGUUUCCUCGUUACUUUGCAUGAAGGAGACAUGACUUUGUCUUUGCAGUUUUUCAGGUGAUGUGUAGUCAAUUGUACUGACAACUAUGGUAGGCGGUGUUUGCCCCCUUCUUCUUCCUCCUCUUCCUCUUCCUCCACGCCCUCUGACCUCUCCCCGCCCACUCUUUUCUAAAGAAAACUCCAUUGUACUUUGAUGACAUUGUAGUCCCUGUAGGUGUUUCAUUAUGGUUUUUAUUUUUUAAGUUUCAAACAGUUCUAUGACUCCCAUAUAGUGAUGAUUUUUGUAACCUUCUCUAGUAAAACCGAUAUUUUUUAUUAUCGUGA
Solea senegalensis (Senegalese sole) is the source of this 3678-nucleotide messenger RNA. Its product is annotated as neuronal membrane glycoprotein M6-b-like. Gene Ontology annotation, molecular function: structural constituent of myelin sheath. Gene Ontology annotation, cellular component: plasma membrane; myelin sheath. Gene Ontology annotation, biological process: central nervous system myelination; axon development. The record is from RefSeq and is a predicted model, not a curated record. NCBI's taxonomy places the organism in Eukaryota, Metazoa, Chordata, Actinopteri, Pleuronectiformes, Soleidae. Bases 102 to 998 code for a protein of 298 amino acids. The transcript is spliced from 7 exons.